Molecule: messenger RNA, 1761 nt
Organism: Paralichthys olivaceus (Japanese flounder)
Lineage: Eukaryota; Metazoa; Chordata; Actinopteri; Pleuronectiformes; Paralichthyidae
Source: RefSeq, a predicted model, not a curated record
AACUACCAGCUGUCGAAGUCGGCUCCACAAAUUGUGGAAGGAUCAAACCUGACGGAAAAUAAUUCAAAGUCGGAGGCCAGCCUGGUGGCCAUGGACUUCUCAGGGAAGGCUGGAGGACGGGUCAUCCAGAACCCGACGGAGGCCCAGAACGCAGAGAGGGAGGAAGGACAAGCCUGGAGGAGGAGAGAAGCUCUGAGGUGCAGCCUCCCCAACCUGAGCUCUGCUGCCAGGCCGUCCUCCAUCCACAGGACCCAGCCCUGGUUUCAUGGCGGCGUCUCAAGAAAAGAAACUCAGAGGCUGAUAGAGAAGCAGGGGCUGGUGGACGGGAUGUUCCUGGUCCGUGAGAGUCAGCAACACGCUCAGUGCUUCGUCCUGUCGCUGUGUUACCAGCUGAAGACCAAACACUACCUGGUGAUCCCUUUCGAGGACGGAGGCAGGAAGUACUUCACCAUGGACGACGGCCUGACCCUGUUCAUCGACCUCCUGCAGCUGGUGGAGUUUCACCAGAUCAACAAGGGCAUCCUCCCCGUCUGCCUCAAACACCCCUGCGUCUGCGUCGCUCUGUAAACCCGCAGCUGCUCCGCCUGCCUGUGACCUCUGACCUUUACUGUAACCUCUCCCCCCUGACCCAGGAUCAGUCGGGCUCGUCAAUGUCAAGUCCAAAGUGUGUCUGCGUCACCACAGCGCUCUGAUGUCUGCGAGGCGCCGCUGAUGAAGAGCAAUUAGACGACUGGAUUUCCUAAUCAGCGAAGAGCCAGAGCGGUUCAAAGGUGUGUGUCUGAGCGAUAACGUUAUCACAGCGGCUGUGAGACGUGGACUCACGGGACUGAAGCCGAUCCUCCGCCCCACCUCUCUUUAAUAAUUUUAAUUAUCCUCCACGACGGCCCCAGACAGUGGUGGGGUUUUUUUUUUUUUAAUUAACGAGCCACGGUCCCAGCGGAGACGCCUUAAUUAGCAACGCCGGACGGACGUUUUAGCUUCAGGGAUGUUUGGAGAGUUUUAUAAUCACGUGCACUUUGAUUCAUACCCAUGCAGUCGUGGUGAGAAGGUUCACUGUGACGAGGGCAGCACUGUAACUCAUGGACGACUGUGGCCAUCAGAGGGCGCUCCGAGUCAGGGAUCGACAGAAGGGUUCAUGGGAGUUGUGAAAUGGUGAAAAUCCCCAGGUUGCCGUCAUGUAGCACGGAGCUUCUCACGCUGUGUGAGGUUCUGUACACUCACCUCUCGAUGUGCCUUCAGUCUCAUGUUUUAAUCAGAACAAACUCCAUCAACUCUUCUAACGCUGGAUUUGCACAACGAGGGUGUUUGCAACAUUUGGACGUUUGAUAAAUUAAACCUGUGAUAAUAAGUUUUAUACAUGAAAACAUUAAAAAAAUGUAAAAUCUAACUGCAGAGGACGACUCUGGAAAACAGUGACUGUCCUAAGUGGACUUUAACUCCGAACCUUCACACGUCUGUUGUUUCUGAAAAGUUUACGCUUAAGUUUCCAUUAAAUCAACGGAUUUUCAAACGAAUCAUCGAGAACCGGCCGUGAGCUGAAUGAAUGAUUGUGACGUUUACAUCGAGCUUCUAAACUGGAUGAUUGAGACCAUGUGUUGUCGCUGGGUGUGAAAAAACAUUUUGCACUUAUUAUUUCAAGACGUCGUGACAGAAACAAAUAUAUCGUCAAUACAGAACUUUUUAUAUCAAACAGGGUUCGUUAGUUUUAUGUGUCAUCACUUGUGCGUCUUUUAUAUGUUGAAUAAAUAAUUUCAUAUUAAA